AUGAAAGGUUUUGGAGCUAUACUCGCUUCCGUUGCAUUAACUUCAAUAUGUGAUGCUCGUCAAUUGGUUUUACCUAGAGAUGCAUCUCCGGAAACUGUCGCUGCUGAAGUAUUGGCGGCACCGAUGGUAGCUUUGAAGCGUGCAUUACCAGAUUCGCCAACAGGAAGCUAUACACCAGGAGCGGUAGACUGUCCCGAUACGAGACCAACAAUUAGAACCGCCAAUGAAUUAUCCGCCAAUGAAACAUCAUGGCUUCGACUACGGAGAAAUAAUACCAUUCAACCCAUGAUAACUUUCCUCGAAAGGAUGAACAUUACAGGAUUCAAUGCGGCUGAAUAUAUCAACAGUGUCUCAAACAAUGCAUCCACAUUACCAAAUAUUGGUAUAGCAAUUUCCGGAGGGGGUUAUCGUGCAAUGUUAAAUGGUGCUGGAUUUCUUGCUGCGGCCGAUGAUCGAACCACAAAUUCUACCAACACUGGACAAAUUGGUGGUCUCCUACAAGCUUCCACCUAUCUUGCUGGUCUUUCUGGCGGUGGGUGGUUGGUUGGUUCGAUUUAUACCAACAACUUUAGCACCGUCGAAGCUUUACGAGAUGGUUCCGAUGUGUGGAAUUUUGAUAACUCGAUCUUCGAAGGACCUAACGAUGAUGGCAUUCAAAUCUUGAGCACUGCUGAUUACUAUAGUACCAUUGAAUCUCAAGUUAAAGGAAAGGCGAAUGCUCCGCUCAACUUCAACACUUCCGUCACCGAUUAUUGGGGCCGUGCAUUAUCUUUCCAACUUGUCAAUGCUACGGAUGGUGGGCCGGCCUACACCUUUUCGUCAAUCGCGCUAGAGGACAACUUCGCAAAGGCUAAUAUCCCAAUGCCUUUUCUCGUCGCCGAUGGCCGUGCGCCAUACACUGAGAUUAUCGCACUCAACUCCACCGUCUACGAAUUUAAUCCAUUUGAGCUGGGUUCAUGGGACCCUACGACAUAUGCAUUUGCACCGCUGCGAUAUAUCGGUUCGAACUUCACCGCCGGAGCCAUUCCGGACGGUCAGCAAUGCGUUCGUGGUUUUGAUCAGGUCGGCUACGUGAUGGGUACUUCAUCCACUCUUUUCAAUCAAUUCUUGCUUCAAGCCAACUCGACUUCACUUCCAAGCUUCGUUACUCAAGCCUUCACCGCCAUUCUCGACAAAGUAGGAUUCACCAACAAUGAUAUCGCGCAAUAUCAACCUAACCCUUUUUACGGAUACAACAAUGCAACCAAUCGAAAUGCCCAAACUACACAACUAGAUUUGGUCGAUGGUGGUGAAGAUGGCCAGAAUAUUCCUCUUUACCCACUCAUUCAACCUAUCCGUGAAGUGGAUGUAAUCUUCGCGGUCGACUCAUCCGCAGACACGGAUUUCUUUUGGCCCAACGGAACUUCUCUCGUUGCAACCUGGGAACGCUCUCAAAAUGAAACUAUUGCAAACGGAACGGCUUUCCCUUCAGUUCCUGGUCAAAAUACAUUCGUCAAUCUUGGCCUUAACAAACGUCCCAGUUUCUUUGGUUGUGAUCCUUCAAAUUCUACAGGACCGACACCUUUGAUCGUCUAUAUUCCUAAUGCCCCCUAUAUCUACCAUUCCAAUGUAUCGACCUUUGACCCGUCGUAUACCAACGAGGAACGCAACCUUAUCAUUAGAAACGGUUACGAGGUCGCCACAAUGGCUAAUGGUACCAUUGAUCCAGAUUGGCCAACAUGCGUUGGCUGCGCUAUCAUUUCCCGCUCAUUUCACAAGACCAAUACCGCCGUACCCGAUGUAUGCACCGCUUGUUUCAACAAAUACUGUUGGAAUGGUACUUUGAAUACUAGUGCUGUUGAAUACGAUCCCGCGUACAUCGCGUCUUCUGGUGUCUCCUUGCAAGGAAGCAAAUUCAUGAGCAUUGUCGUCGCUUUAACUGCUGCUGCAUGUAUUUUGUUUGCAUAA
Messenger RNA from Sclerotinia sclerotiorum 1980 UF-70, 1947 nucleotides. RefSeq lists its product as hypothetical. Bases 1 to 1947 code for a protein of 648 amino acids. Gene Ontology annotation, cellular component: intracellular membrane-bounded organelle; cytosol. Gene Ontology annotation, molecular function: A2-type glycerophospholipase activity. The transcript has 2 exons. The record is from RefSeq and is a predicted model, not a curated record. NCBI's taxonomy places the organism in Eukaryota, Fungi, Ascomycota, Leotiomycetes, Helotiales, Sclerotiniaceae. Gene Ontology annotation, biological process: glycerophospholipid catabolic process.